AGCUCUCAUUACAAAACAGUUUGCAAAACUUCCCUAUCCAAACUUUUACGAUAAUCAUGGGUGGAAACUACAAGUUGGUUGUUGUUUUGGUGGUGGCACUGGUUGUGUUGCUUGAAGGGUCGACAGUGUCGAGCUUGUGCAACAUGACUGAUGAAGGUAUCGCCGAUUGCAAGCCGUCGGUUACGAAGACGAAUCCAACUCCGCCAACUCCUGAGUGUUGUGAGGCUCUCAAGGGAGCUGACUUGAAAUGCUUGUGUGGUUACAAGAACUCGUUUCUGUUGCCUUCUCUCGGUAUCGACCCCACUCUUGCCAUGGCUCUACCCGCUAAGUGCAACCUCACCCCUCCUAACGAUUGCUAAUUAAGCUUCUCUUUAAAAGCUCAAGGGGGCCAUAUUUAAGCGUUGUUUUGAAUCAUGUUCCUGUCGUGCCAUAUGGUGAUUUCGUUAAGCUUGUGCCAUGCUGCUUCUUCUUCUUCUUUUUCUUUCUUGUGGUAUUACUAUGUGUAAUGAACUUUAAUAUCAUGUCUGAUCUCAAUCGUUUAAGAGAAUGAAUAUGAAGUCAUCAAAA
Messenger RNA from Pyrus x bretschneideri (Chinese white pear), 567 nucleotides. Its product is annotated as putative lipid-transfer protein DIR1. Gene Ontology annotation, biological process: systemic acquired resistance. NCBI's taxonomy places the organism in Eukaryota, Viridiplantae, Streptophyta, Magnoliopsida, Rosales, Rosaceae. Gene Ontology annotation, molecular function: fatty acid binding. The transcript has a single exon. The record is from RefSeq and is a predicted model, not a curated record. Bases 57 to 359 code for a protein of 100 amino acids.